Guillardia theta CCMP2712 is the source of this 327-nucleotide messenger RNA. RefSeq lists its product as hypothetical. The record is from RefSeq and is a predicted model, not a curated record. The coding region runs from base 21 to 272 and encodes 83 amino acids. The transcript has 2 exons. Lineage: Eukaryota; Cryptophyceae; Pyrenomonadales; Geminigeraceae.
AGCGCUGUCCGCUCCUCGGCAUGGUAAGCAGCAGGCAACUGCAGCGAGUGGCGAACGUAGCGCGCAUAGCGAGCGUAGCGAACGGAGGCUUCAUGGGAGGCAUGAAGAGCGCCAUGGAACAUGAGCCCAUUGCUGUCUACAGUAUUGUCUUGGGCGUUGUCGGCUUGGGGAUUGCCUAUGUUGCUCCUCAAAUUUGGCCUCUUGAGCGCCAGAUUAGGGAACAACAAUAUGUGAUGAGAGGCAACGCCUCAAAUCGUGUCACAGACUACUGAUUCCAAACAGAAAUUGUGCUGUUGAGUUUGGGUUGGUACCAGUAAAUUCCAAUAG